Messenger RNA from Oncorhynchus masou masou (cherry salmon), 4718 nucleotides. RefSeq names its product neuroligin-4, X-linked-like. Gene Ontology annotation, cellular component: synapse; postsynaptic specialization membrane; cell surface. NCBI's taxonomy places the organism in Eukaryota, Metazoa, Chordata, Actinopteri, Salmoniformes, Salmonidae. Gene Ontology annotation, biological process: modulation of chemical synaptic transmission; presynaptic membrane assembly; postsynaptic membrane assembly. The transcript is spliced from 6 exons. The record is from RefSeq and is a predicted model, not a curated record. Gene Ontology annotation, molecular function: signaling receptor activity; neurexin family protein binding. The coding region runs from base 635 to 3166 and encodes 843 amino acids.
CCUGGUCUUUCUAUCCUUAAAUCUCUCGUCUUUGCUGUCCGAUCUCUCCUCGCUUUCUCUCUAUUACGGCAAUUAGAUGCAGCACAAUUGACCGUGCUACUACAACGACUCACUGAAAUUACCUUAUAGACUAUGAGAGUCAUUAACAACCGGAAAGCUCAAUUUUUAUUUUCUGCAUAGAACCUGAAGCGGAGUUUGACUUGUUUUUAUCUGGACCCCACUGUCACGUUGGGAUUUUCAGAGGAGCGCACACUGUGGAGUUUUAUUUUUUGCCGGUGUGGUGGUGUAUAUUUUAUUAUCACAUCCCUUGAAGUCAGGACUACGAGCUAAAUUCACACAGUUGGAAUACCGCAAAGCAGGGUAACCAACCAAGCUGGAACUGGGUCGACGAGCAAAGACAUCUGGAGACAAAUACAGGCACUGCACCCCCGACCAAUGACCUACACGUAGACCCACUCUCUUGGGAUGGGGGGCACCGAGUUGCACAAAACUGCUCUGAUUGGCUGGAGCUCUGUCUGUCAGCUGUCAAUCACAGCCUGAGGAGCAGGUUAUUGGUCUGGGUUGCUGUGGGGGGUGGGAGAGGAGUUCCGGAACUUCCAGGACCACAAUCUGCUUGGCUGAGCGCAGCAGGAGCAUGUUGAGGGGAGCCAGGCCAGAGGGAACCAGUACCUCUCCAUUGAGCUCUGGAGGAGCCACUAUAGCCCAUGGAAUGGGGAUGGUCUACCUAUCCAAGGUCUACCUUCUCUUAUGGAUUGGCUUCCUGUUAGCGUCUGUGUGUCUGCCGGUCAUGGCUCAGACCCCAGUCCACCCUGUUGUCACCACAAAUUACGGGAAGCUGCGUGGGUUAAAGACGACGCUGCCCAAUGAGAUCCUAGGGCCCGUGGAGCAGUACUUGGGGAUCCCGUACGCUUUGGCCCCUACAGGGGAGAGACGCUUCCAGCCCCCCGAGCCGCCCAUGUCCUGGCCUGGGAUCAGGAAUGCUACCCAGUUCGCCUCUGUGUGUCCACAGUACCUGGAGGAAAAGUUACUCAACGACAUGCUGCCGGUGUGGUUCACAGCCAACUUGGAUACAGUGGUAACCUAUAUGCAGGAUCAGAACGAGGACUGCCUGUACCUAAACAUUUACGUGCCAACUGAGGAUGACAUCCAUGAUGAGAACGGGCUGAAGCCGGUCAUGGUGUACAUCCACGGUGGAUCCUACAUGGAGGGAACGGGGAACAUGAUCGAUGGGAGUAUCCUGGCGAGCUACGGAAACGUCAUCGUAAUCACCAUAAACUACAGGCUCGGAGUGUUAGGCUUCCUAAGCACAGGGGACCAGGCAGCCAAGGGGAACUAUGGACUGCUGGACCAGAUCCAAGCCCUGAGGUGGAUCAAAGAGAACAUUCAGGCCUUCAAAGGAGAUCCAAAGAGAGUGACAAUCUUCGGCUCUGGUGCAGGGGCAUCGUGUGUUAGCUUGCUCACGCUCUCUCACUACUCAGAAGAUCUCUUCCAGAAAGCCAUCAUCCAGAGUGGUACAGCUCUGUCCAGCUGGGCGGUUAACUACCAGCCUGCCAAGUACACACGGAUGCUGGCUGAGAAGGUGGGCUGCAACAUGCUGGACACCAUCGACCUGGUGGAGUGUCUCCAGAGCAAGAACUACAAGGAGCUGAUCGAACAGAACAUCUUACCCGCAAAGUACCACAUCGCCUUCGGCCCCGUCAUCGACGGCGAUGUCAUCCCGGACGACCCCCAGAUCCUCAUGGAGCAGGGCGAGUUCCUCAACUACGAUAUCAUGCUGGGGGUCAACCAAGGCGAAGGGUUCAAGUUUGUGGAGGGCAGCGUGGACAGCGAGGACGGCGUCUCGGCCAACGACUUCGACUUUGCCGUGUCGGACUUUGUGGAUCACCUCUACGGCUACCCGGAGGGCAAGGACACGCUAAGGGAGACCAUUAAGUUCAUGUACACUGACUGGGCCGACAAGGAGAACCCCGAGACAAGGAGGAAGACGUUAGUCGCACUCUUCACCGACCACCAGUGGGUGGCGCCGGCCGUAGCCACAGCGGACCUCCAUGCCCAGUAUGGUUCGCCGACGUAUUUUUAUGCCUUCUACCACCACUGCCAGAGCGACAUGAAGCCUAGCUGGGCUGACUCGGCACAUGGGGACGAGGUUCCCUAUGUGUUCGGGAUCCCCAUGAUCGGACCCACGGACCUGUUCAACUGCAACUUUUCCAAGAACGACGUCAUGCUCAGCGCGGUUGUUAUGACUUACUGGACUAACUUCGCCAAGACAGGAGAUCCAAACCAGCCCGUUCCUCAGGACACCAAGUUCAUCCAUACAAAACCCAACCGCUUUGAAGAGGUUGCCUGGUCGAAGUACAACCCCAAGGACCAGCUCUACCUGCACAUCGGCCUGAAACCCAGGGUCAGGGACCACUACCGGGCCACUAAGGUAGCCUUCUGGCUUGAACUAGUUCCACACCUCCACAACAUAAAUGAGUUGUUCCAAUAUGUAUCCACAACGACCAAGAUACCGCCGCAGGACACCACCCCGUUUCCUUACACCAAGCGUUUCCCGGGGAAUCGGCCUUCUACCACCCGCCACCCUGGGGUUCCCUCCGCUAACACCAAGCAGACCACCGACCAGCGGAAAGGUGAGGACCUCACCGACGAAUCAGCCGUGGUUAUCGAGACUAAACGGGACUAUUCCACGGAGCUGAGCGUCACCAUCGCCGUGGGAGCCUCGCUGCUAUUCCUCAACAUCCUGGCGUUCGCCGCGCUCUACUACAAGAAGGACAAGCGGCGGCACGAGUCAAACCGGCGCGGGCCAAGCCCACAGCGUAUCUCCGCCGGGCCGGCCAACGCGGCGGUCUGCGCCAAUGACAUCGCCCACCUGCAGAGCGAGGAGCUGAUGUCCCUGCAGAUGAAGCAGCAACAGCAGACGGAUCACGAGCACCACCACGAGUGUGAGUCGCUCCAGGCCCAUGACGCGCUGCGCCUCACCUGCCCACCCGACUACACCCUCACGCUGCGUAGGUCGCCAGACGACAUCCCCCUCAUGACGCCCAGCACCAUAACCAUGAUCCCCAACUCGCUGGCCGCCAUGCAGCCGCUUCACAACUUCAACACGUUUGGCGGCAGUCAGAACAGUACCAACCUGCCCCAUGGACACUCCACCACCAGGGUAUAGCUCAAUGUGGAGAAGUCAAACGUCCAUGUGGCCUGGCCUGUGUUGGACAAACACGGAGGAACGAGAGGAGAAUGACUGACUGUGUUUCACACAGAACUCGUCUCAGUGGAUGAGAUGUUAUUUUGCUACCAUGCCUUCUUGAACAGUAUAUAUCAAAGUCAAAUAGGAACUUCUAAUGACGCGUUUGAAAAGUGAAUGUUACCAUAGUAACGCCGUUUUCAGAGUGAAGCUUCUCAAAAUGAAUCGAAGAGAGUUUUUACCAAAAGAUCAACACCUGAAGACAAGUGGAAUAAUCGGCUUUAGAAUGCUUGAAAAAACAAUAUAAAACACGAAGGGUUACAGUGAUGACAAGGAUUACUCAAAUAUCUUUUUGUGCCAUUUAAGUACAUCAGAGGACAAUAACACACAAUUGUACAGUGAAAUAUCACUCUACUGCAUUGGUAAAGUAUGACAGACUAGUCAUGGGCACUGAAUUUGAAACUACCCCCAGCCUGAAAUGUAUUUAUGAAAACUUUGUAAAAAAAAAACUAAAAAACAGUAUAUAGUUGUGAGUGAAAAUAAACUAAAAAAUAGAACUUUAAAGAACUUCUAUUGUUGUUUGAGUUUAACUAUGGCUUUUCCAAGCGUGUUCUUUCUGUUGAGGUGUGUGUAAAUAAACAGUAUCAGCCAUUAUUCAUUUUUUGUUGUUGUAUUAAAAUCUGUUUUCACAGCAGCAGAUAAAAAAAAAACACUAUCCAUUUUGGGAGAAUACUGUGCAUCGUCUAGACAACCAUUAUAUUGUCCCGUGUGUCCUUUGGAUCCAUUUCUGACACAACGCUAGUCCGGGAACUGCUUUAUAAUCUCCAUUUUCCGACAGCAUUCUGAUUCUGUCUCAAAAUGAGGUUCGAUAUCUUGAGUCCAUUUUUUUUUGUCACCCGAUUCAUCUUGUUCUGCUUUUAAUCGUUUUGUUUGUAGGCUUUUAAAUUUUUUUUAAUGUCUAGCAGCAAUCUCACCACUGUCUGAGCUUCAAAUGUGACCAGAAAUGUAUUAUUUAGAAAAAAAGGCAGUGGAUUUUGGUAUCAAUAUUAGUUGGAUAUGUUUGUAAAGAAGUAUAUGUUAGAUAUUUCAAAUUGUCAUAUGCUAGCAAUAUGUAAAGUAUUGUGCCAGGCUUUUGAUAUGUUGUGUUACUACAACACAAGUGAAUGAAUGUAAAUAAUAAUAAUGAUACAUGAUAUUAUUAAUAAUAACAAUUAUAAGUACAAUAUGAAGUCAACAUUAACCCAAAUUAUUUCCGUUCUGCAUCCUAUUACCGAAAAAAACUAAAGCAAGUCCAUAUAAAAAGGUUUAUAAUAAUGCUACAUUUGUAAAUUCAAUGAAAAAAAUAUAUCCUUACCAUUGGUCCAUCAACUGUCAAGAUACCAAGGGUUUUGAUGUAGGAUUUGAAAUGGUUUUAGUUUGUCUGAUAUUGUUUGCAGUUUUGCCUUAAGUGAUAGAUGAUAUUUCUGGCUGGACACCUGUAUAAAGAUUUUCUGCAGCAUUUUUAAUAAAAUAUCACAGUAUUUUCUAAAGAAAA